Messenger RNA from Thermothielavioides terrestris NRRL 8126, 1268 nucleotides. Its product is annotated as glycoside hydrolase family 11 protein. Gene Ontology annotation, molecular function: cellulose binding; hydrolase activity, hydrolyzing O-glycosyl compounds. Gene Ontology annotation, cellular component: extracellular region. Lineage: Eukaryota; Fungi; Ascomycota; Sordariomycetes; Sordariales; Chaetomiaceae. Gene Ontology annotation, biological process: xylan catabolic process. The record is from RefSeq and is a predicted model, not a curated record. The transcript has 2 exons. Bases 255 to 1148 code for a protein of 297 amino acids.
ACGAAAAGCAUCAUGAACCAGGAAAAGGGGAAGGUUGGCUUCGUUGCGGAGCCGCAGACCUCCGAGAUGGAACCAGGGUCAGCCGUUGGGCCGCUCAGGUCGUCCGUGCAGAGAGGAGGAGGUCGCGAUUGAUCGAGGGAGGGAGGACGGCGACUUAACAAACUAUAAAAGGGGGAGCGUCGACGACGAUCAGGCGGCGAUCGCCCACCAGCUCCACUGCGACAACCCACUUCUUCUUGUCUGAAACGAUCAAGAUGGUUGGCUUCUCGAACAUCGUCCUUGGCCUUUCGGCCGCCGCGGCAACCCUCGCGGCUCCCACCGCCGAGCGCGGCGCGGCUAACUUCGUCCUGCACCCUGAUCAUCCUCUGGCCCGCCGCAUCGGCAACCUGACGGCGCGCUCCAACCCGAGCUACACGCAGAACUACCAGACUGGCGGCACCGUCAACUUCACCCCCACGGGCACCGGCUUCACGCUGAACUACAAUGUCCAGCAGGACUUUGUUGUCGGCGUCGGCUGGAACCCCGGCAGCAACCAGCCCAUCACCCACUCGGGCACCUUCACCGUCAACAGCGGUCUGGGCAGUCUCAGCGUGUACGGCUGGAGCACGAACCCGCUGGUGGAGUACUACAUCAUGGAGGUGAACGACGGCAUCACGGUGGGCGGGCAGCAGAUGGGCACGGUGGAGAGCGACGGCGGCACCUACACCAUCUGGAAGCACCAGCAGGUGAACCAGCCGGCCAUCGCCGGGUCGGGCCUGUACACGUUCUGGCAGUACAUCUCGAUCCGCGACUCGCCGCGCACGAGCGGCACCGUCACGGUGCAGAACCACUUCGACGCCUGGGCGAAGCUCGGCAUGAACCUCGGCACCAUGAACCUGCAGGUCGUCGCCGUCGAGAGCUGGAGCGGCAGCGGCUCCGCCCAGCAGACCGUGUACAACGGCGGCUCGGGCAGCACUGGCGGCAGCGGCGGCGGCAAUGGUGGCAGCAGCGGCGGCAAUGGUGGCAGCAGCGGCGGCAGCGGCGGCAGCACCGGCACCUGCUCCGCGCUCUGGGGCCAGUGCGGCGGCCAGGGCUGGACCGGCCCGACCUGCUGCUCCCAGGGCACCUGCAAGGCCCAGAACCAGUGGUACUCGCAGUGCCUGCAGUAAAUUACUAAGCGGCACAGCUUGGCAGUCCGGUGGAGAGAGGCGUAUGUAUAUAGGGGGCAGGCAGUGGGGGCUGUGGCGGAACGGGGUCGCGGGAACGCUUGGGUGAUGUGAGGGGGGUUG